AAUCGCAGGUGCUGCGCAAAAGCUACAAACCUCCAUAGAAUCGCAGCAGCCUUCCCAGUAAUUGUACAUUAUAUAGAUUGUUGGAUCCAUCCAAAUGCUUCAUUUCUUUUCUUGAAAGCCAAGGGUUUUUGCUUCUCUCUUUUAUUCUCAAGCGAUGGAUUCUCCCUCCAAGUCUUUCAAUAUGAAAAAGCACCUCAAAGAAGAAUUUGUGAGUAAUUUGGGUGGAUCUUCUAUGAUUGAAAUUGCUGCACUUUCCGCUGCUGUCCCUCUUCUCUUUGUUUUGCGGCACUCCAUCUGCUUCAGUUACAAAACUGGUUCUGCUUUUGUAAGGACAUCAGCAAAGAAAGAUGGGGAUGCUCUUUCUGCUUCAAAGAGUUUGGGGAAUUAUUUGGCUACCGUAACUGUGGAUUUUAUGUUCAUUGUUCUGCCCAUACUUUUGUUUUUAACUGUUCUAGCUGAAUGGAUAUUUAUAUUGCCAAUCUUUUUGAUGGUGCUCACUUUCUCCAUUACGGCUAAAAGGGUUGUAAUAUCUACCACUUGUUCUGAAGGGUCGCUUUCUCUUAGAGCAAUCAUUUCCUCGUACAGGGUUGUUGUGAUGGUUGUAACUUGCCUUUGUAUCUUAGCUGUUGAUUUUAGAAUAUAUCCAAGAAGAUAUGCAAAGACUGAGACCUAUGGUUAUAGUUUGAUGGACCUUGGAGUUGGCUCCUUUGUGUUGGCAAACUCACUAGUUUCACGGCAAGCACGGAAUGCCUCUUUGGUGAACUUGAAAGCUGCUGUUCAAUCUGCUAGUCCUCUACUGCUUCUGGGGUUUGGUCGACUUUUAUCUACUACAACUGUGGAUUAUCAGGUUCACACCGGGGAAUAUGGAGUACACUGGAAUUUCUUUUUCACAUUAGCUGCUGUGUCAGUGCUUACAUCCAUAAUUAAUGUUCCUCCACAAUAUUCUGGAUUUCUGGGUUCUGCAGUUCUAAUUGGUUACCAGUCUUGGUUGAAUAGUGGAUUAAAUGCAUAUCUGCUUUCUGACAAUAGGGCAUCUGAUAUGAUAAGCAAAAAUAAGGAGGGUGUAUUUAGCAUACUUGGUUAUUGGGGCAUGUAUCUUAUUGGUGUCCAGUUGGGCUACUAUUUAUUUUUUGGGAACCAUUCCUCUACUAAAAUGAAAAGCAAUAAGUGGGCAAGGAUCAGAGUCUUGUCUUUUGCUGUUAUCUUUUGGUUGAUAACCAUGAUUCUGGACAGUCAUGUUGAAAGAGUUUCCCGUAGGAUGUGCAACAUGGCUUAUGUUACAUUGGUCUUAGCUCAAAACUUUCAGUUCCAGCCGAAUCUGCAUCAGUAUGUACUUCCACCUGUCCAUGGUUCCCAAACAAGAGACCUUUACCUGGAGUUCCCUUCAAGUACUUCAUAAUUCUAUAAACAGCAUCAAAGUUCUUUGGUCCUGGAGAAUGCAUGGAUUGACUUACCAUGCUAACCACAAAAGAUAUCAGGAUGGGUAUGUGAGAGAUAUAUUAGCCUUCCAACCAAUAUUUGAAAUUUGUCUCUAUUGAUUACUUCUUAAGGCUUAACUGACUGUAGAUCUAUAGGCGUCUCAGCUGCUUUACAUCCUAAUAGACCCGUCUCUCCAAGUAAGUCAAGCACGUAUUUUCUUUGUGAAAUGAAGAUUACUUUCUUUGAUAUACCAAGGAAAUACUUCAAGGUGCCUAGAAUAAAAUUGCAUCAAGUUGCUCGCUUUUCUCUAAAUUAUCAAAUUUAAGACGAUUAGAUUAAAUUAUAAUUUCACAAAUCCAUUUAUUAGUUUUUUAUAUGAGAUUUUUAACAAUUUUGCAUUGUAAUUAAAAGUAACUAUUUCUUUGAAGUUCUUUUUUUUCACAAUUUAUUAGAUAUACAAGAAUGUUAUGAUAUUUAUUCAAUCCUGGCCUGAUUGUUGAUACUAGUCGUUUUUGCUAAUGGUUUAAAAAAUUUAGUGUUGAUUUUAUCCAACUACAUUGCUCAAUUUAGGAUUCUGAAACUGUUUACAAUUCAGUUGUUUAAAACUGUCUGAGAUGUAUCUAGACAAUAUGAGGGGCCUCUGCAUGCCUGGACCACUCAAUCCCUGGAAUUCUAAACUUGCACCUGCGGCAUGCUCGCAUAGGAAUUUGUUUAGUUGACAAAUAAUGUGAUAAUUUUCUUCCCCCAAUAAUUUCAAAUUGUUGUAUAAAACUUUAUUUUCUG
Messenger RNA from Manihot esculenta (cassava), 2202 nucleotides. RefSeq lists its product as uncharacterized. The transcript has 16 exons. Gene Ontology annotation, molecular function: glucosaminyl-phosphatidylinositol O-acyltransferase activity. The record is from RefSeq and is a predicted model, not a curated record. Gene Ontology annotation, cellular component: endoplasmic reticulum; membrane. Bases 155 to 1399 code for a protein of 414 amino acids. Lineage: Eukaryota; Viridiplantae; Streptophyta; Magnoliopsida; Malpighiales; Euphorbiaceae. Gene Ontology annotation, biological process: protein localization to plasma membrane; GPI anchor biosynthetic process.